Molecule: messenger RNA, 2041 nt
Organism: Nerophis ophidion (straightnose pipefish)
Lineage: Eukaryota; Metazoa; Chordata; Actinopteri; Syngnathiformes; Syngnathidae
Gene: mtfmt
Product: mitochondrial methionyl-tRNA formyltransferase
Exons: 9
Coding region: 185-1366 (393 amino acids)
Biological process (GO): biosynthetic process; conversion of methionyl-tRNA to N-formyl-methionyl-tRNA
Cellular component (GO): mitochondrion
Molecular function (GO): methionyl-tRNA formyltransferase activity
Source: RefSeq, a predicted model, not a curated record
UGAAAAGAAGAAGAAGCCGGAAGUAGUUUCGUAAAACAUGGCGGCUUCCCGGUCACCCUCAACACUCUCACAACUUUUAUCAUAACUUUCUUGUUUUCGACGUAAUUGAAAAAUAGAAAUAAGGACCCGGGUGGAAGCAGUAAGGAACCCGGUGUGAGUUGGGGGCUUUUGGCCCGAUGUGAGGAUGAGGACGGGCGGCGGAGCGUUAGGAGCCUCGCUGGCUUUCCUUCGCCUCCUUCCGCGCUGUGGCGUCCAGGCAGCGUGCGGCGGGGCGUCUGCAGGCCGGGCUUUGUGGUCUGCAGGCCGGGCACCGUGGUCGUGUAGGCGCCGCUCCUCGUCUGGACCCCCGUGGAGGCUCCUGUUCUUCGGCUCGGAUCAGUUCGCUGUGGAGUCUCUUAAAGUCCUCGAAGCUAACAGCAGGAGCUCCAAAAAGGAUGUGGUGGCGUCCCUGGAAGUGGUCACGUUGAGCGACGAUGUUCCCGUGUCCAAGUUUGCUGAACAGAAGUGCCUUCCGGUCCACAGAUGGCCGCUGGGCGACGUGGACAAGCGCUUUGACGUGGGCGUGGUGGUGUCGUUCGGGUGUUUGCUCCAAGAGAGACUCAUCGCCAAGUUCCCGCAUGGGGUUUUAAACGUCCAUCCUAGCCUCCUGCCGAGGUGGCGCGGCCCGGCGCCGGUUUUCCACACUAUCCUGCACGGAGACGCCGUGACGGGCGUCACCAUCAUGCAGAUCCGCCCACACAGGUUCGACGUGGGUCCCAUCCUGAACCAGGAACUCCAUCAAGUCCAGGAGAGGUGCACGGCUGAAGAACUCGCCAACAUCCUCGCCGUCAAAGGAGCUCAGCUGCUCAUGGACACGCUGAGGACGCUCCCUCAGAAGAUGGCCGACAAGCGAGAGCAGAGCCAGACGGGCGCCACAAUCGCGCCCAAAAUCAGCUGGUCUAUGAGUUGGGUGGAGUGGGAGGAGCAGACGUGCGAGCAAAUCGACUGCUUGUAUCGGGCAAUCGGAUCAAAGAUCCCCCUAAGAACCACGUGGAUGGGACACACCGUCAAACUGCUGGACUUCGUGGGAAAGUGUCACAUCUCCUUAGCAGAUCCCAGCAGGAAAUCCACGCCCGGCUCGGUGAGCUUCCAGAAAGAGUCCAACGUCCUUGCCGUUUGCUGCAAGGACGGAUGGGUGGGCUUCAAAGCGGUCAUUUUGAAGAAGCUUCUGACGGCGGCCGACUUCCACAACGGUUACUUGCACCAGACGCUGCAGCGGCACCAGACUCCGCCUCAUCAGGCCGCCGGGGGCGUGUUCUCCAGCAGGAGGGGCGGGACGGAGGCGCCUCACGGCGAGGCAGCACUGCAGAAGGACAAAAAAAACUAACCGUGUUCCCUGACGAGCAGUGGGCGGGGCAUCAGGGAACGUCAUGUUAGUGACUUUAUUUAAGAGUCGUAAUAAAUUUACGUACUCGCCGCAAGGACACAAAUGUUUGGGUUUUUUUUUACCUGUAGGAACAUUUCAAAUCUGGGACAUUAUGUGAUCGUGCGUAGUAUAUAUGUAUAAUAUAUUAAAUACAUAUAUAUGCAUACUUGCCAACCCUCCCGGAUUUUCCGGAAGACUCAUGAAAUUCAGCGCCUCUCCCGAAAACCUCCCGGGACAAAUUUUCUCCCGAAAAUUUCCCGAAAUUCAGGCGGAGCUGGAGGCCACGCCCCCUCCAGCUCCAUGCGGACCUGAGUGACGUAUAUAAAGAGCGUGUCUGACCAAUGACGUUAUGACUGUAGAAUGAUCGAGGGUGAGUUCUUGGUUUCUUAUGUGGGUUUAUUGUUAGGCAGUUUCAUUAACGUCCUCCCAGCGCGGCAACAACACACAACAACAGCAGCCCGUUUUCGUCUACCAUAAAGCAGUUUGUCUGCCUUAAACAGCAAUGUUGUGAUACUCUUAAUCAGGACAAUACUGCCAUCUACUGUACAUACAUAUGGUUAGAAAAACAAGGAUGGACAAUUCAACCCUUAACUCAACAAUGAGUAGAUGAGUAAAUAAAUGAACACUGAAAUUCAA